Messenger RNA from Catharus ustulatus (Swainson's thrush), 1324 nucleotides. RefSeq names its product histone-lysine N-methyltransferase SETMAR. Bases 20 to 886 code for a protein of 288 amino acids. Gene Ontology annotation, cellular component: nucleus. Lineage: Eukaryota; Metazoa; Chordata; Aves; Passeriformes; Turdidae. The transcript has 2 exons. The record is from RefSeq and is a predicted model, not a curated record. Gene Ontology annotation, molecular function: histone methyltransferase activity; zinc ion binding; protein binding.
GGCAUGGCGGAGCGCGGCCAUGGCGGAGCUGAGCGGAGGCAGCGAGGCCGUGCCUGUGGCGCUGUGGCCGCCCGGGGAGGCCCCGCCGCCCUUCCAGUACAGCCCCGAGAGCGUGGCCGGAGCAGACGGAGAGCUGGAGCCCAGCGAGGUGACGUUCCCGGGCUGUCCGUGCCGCCGCAGCUCCUGCCAGCCCCCCGAGUGCCCCUGCCUGGCCCGCGGGCUCAGCUACAGCGGGCAGUGCCUCAGGCUGCCCGAGCAGCAGGAGCAGCCCUUCUCCAGGCCCGUGUUUGAGUGUAACAGCCUGUGCUGCUGCGGGGAGAGCUGCCAGAACAGGCUGGUGCAGCGGGGGCUGCGGCUGCGGCUGCAGGUGUUCCGCACGCCCCGCAAGGGCUGGGGAGUGCGAGCGCUGGAGCCCAUCCCCAGGGGCAGCUUCGUGUGUGAGUACGCUGGGGAGGUGCUGGGCUUUGCUGAGGCUCAGAGGAGAAUCCAGGCCCAGGCUCCACAGGAGCCAAACUACAUCAUAGCAGUGAGGGAGCACCUGCACGACGGGAGGGUGAUGGAGACCUUCGUGGAUCCCACGCGCGUCGGGAACGUGGGCAGGUUCCUGAACCACUCCUGCGAGCCCAACCUGCUCAUGGUGCCCGUCAGAGUGGACUCCAUGGUGCCCAAACUGGCACUUUUUGCAGCCACUGAUAUCCCUGCUGGAGAGGAACUUUCAUAUGAUUACUCUGGAAGAUUCCAGAAUGUAGCAGGAGCUAGCAGAGAACACGAACCUCUGGAGGAAGAGAACAGCCUGAGAAAACCUUGCUACUGUGGCUCCCGCUCCUGUGCUUCCUUCUUACCUUGGGACAGCUCCCUCUUCUCCACACCAGCGAGUUCUCCAUAGCCUUUCAGCCUUAAACACACCUAAAAUGUUAUUUUCUCCAGCAAACUCUGUGUUGCAACAAGGAGACACAUGUUGGUUUGAGGAGCAGCAAGGAGACAUGGUUUUGAGAAUUAAUUCUGUGCAAAACCCUUUCCAAGGACUUUUCAAGGUGGAUAAUACAAGGGAUUAUUGGAGCUUUGAUAUGUCCCAAAAUCAGUGACUAAGCCAGGCCUGGUGUUUUUGUCUGUUUUUCCUCUGACAGCUUGGUGUAUGUUAAAGCAGCUCGCAGUUUGUACCCUGCAGAAAGAAUUUGUACCUUUGGCACUUGUACAUGGACAGGACAUGGGAUAACAGCAAGAAAAGUCACUGACAGAGGCACAAGACAUAGAGAAAUCAUGACACUUGCAAGAAAGGCAUUAAGUUUCUUAAAACUCAUUAAAUUAUUGUUUUUUUAAAUUA